CUUCACACUUCACGAAACUUAAGUGACUGGUCCAAAGUCCUUUUACCCUGGAGCAAGAAAUCUGUUUCUCUUUGCUUUCUCAGCUUCAUUACAAACGAAGCUAUUUUUUUAAGUGAAUUUCACUCUUUAACCUUUAAUUCCAAUAUUUCUUUUUUUUCUUACAUUGUGGAUACCACUGCAAACAUUCAUAUCGGAUUAUUUUCGCAGUCUGCUAUCGUUCAGUAGCAGACAAGAGGAUACAAAAUGGCAAAUUUCUUAACGACGUGUUUUUUAAUGUUGAUAUCAACGCAACUGGCGCAGUCCUCUGGUGUGUUUGAGCUGAAAGUGCACUCUUUCACAACAACGAGCGGUGCAUGUAAACUGUCUACAGACUGCCAGAUAUUUUUCCGUGUUUGCCUGAAGCACUCACAAGACGUCAUAUCACCGGAGCCGCCGUGCACUUACGGCACUGGAAUGACUCAAAUAGUCAACGCAGAUCAGAGCUCCAUUUCCAGCAGCGCGCCUAUCACGGUUCCUUUUAAUUUCAAGUGGCCGGGAACUGUCUCGUUAAUCAUUGAAGCAUGGAACGCAGAGUCCUCGUCUGAGCAGCCAACAGAAAAUGUAAAUAAUAUGAUCAGCCGUUUGGCCACCAAAAGAAGACUCACUAUUGGCGAGGACUGGUCUAAGGACGUGCAUCGUGGAGAGCAAAAUGAACUGAGCUUCUCGUACCGCGUAGUGUGCGAUGAAUUUUACUAUGGCAAGGAGUGCUCUGAUUUUUGUCGCCCGCGGGACGACCCGUUCGGCCACUACAACUGCGAUGCCGCCGGCAACAGAAUCUGCCUGCUUGGAUGGAAAGGCGCUUAUUGCGCGGAACCCAUCUGCUCGCCCGACUGUGGUGAGCACGGGUCUUGUGAGGCCCCCGGUAGGUGCAAGUGCAAGUUUGGGUGGCAAGGGCCUCACUGUGAUGAGUGCCAAAGUUACCCGGGGUGCAUACAUGGCACCUGCAACCAGCCCUUCGAAUGCACUUGCAAGGAGGGAUGGGGUGGACUGUUGUGCAACGAGGACCUGAAUUUUUGCACCAAUCACAAGCCCUGCAUGAAUGACGCCACGUGUAGCAACACUGGCCAAGGCAGUUACACCUGUACCUGCAAGCCCGGUUUCAGUGGAAAAGACUGUGAGAUCGAGACCAACGAAUGUGACAGCAAUCCGUGCAAGAAUGGAGGCAGCUGUAACGAUCUUGUAAAUGGUUACUCCUGCACGUGCCCUCAAGGCUUCUAUGGAAAGAACUGUGAGAUCAGCGCUAUGACCUGUGCCGAUGGACCUUGCUUCAACGGAGGAACCUGCAUGCCAAAGGGGGCCGGUGGAUACACCUGUCAGUGCCGUGCCGGAUACAUGGGCUCCAACUGUGAGAAGAAGAUCGACAGAUGCAGCAGCGAUCCCUGUGCUAAUGGUGGCCAGUGUCUUGAUUUGGGUCACAGACUGAUGUGUACGUGCCGCCCAGGCUUUAAGGGAUCUUAUUGCGAAAUCAACAUAGACGACUGCGCACGCAACCCGUGCCAAAACGCCGGCACCUGCGUGGACGGCAUCAACGACUACACCUGCUCCUGCACGCUCGGCUUCACGGGCAAAGACUGCAACGUUCGAUCUGACGCCUGCAGCCUCAAGGCCUGUGAGAAUGGAGGAACCUGCUACACACACUUCACCGGGCCCGUUUGCAAGUGCCCAGCAGGGUUCAUGGGUAACCGCUGCGAACAUGAAGUGAAGCCCACCCCUGUGGCCAGCCCCGGCUUUCCUGCCGCCUUGGCCGUUUCGUUUGCUUUGGGUCUCAUUACGCUCAGCCUGGUGAUGUGCGCUGCCAUCGCCGUCCUGAGACAGAUGCGAAAAGGCCGCAAAGCAGCCUCAACCAAUUUACGCAACGACUUGGAGACGGUCAACAACCGCGUCUCUUUAACUCCUCUUUCAGCGUUAGGCCUAAAAGAGAAAGAGGCUUUUCUUAUUCCUGGUGGUCCCUAUAAGGUGUCCAAUAAGGAUGUGGCUCUCAGCUCAAACACUAUGGACACUCAUUUAAGUGACAAAUCUAAUUAUAAGCAGAAGAUGAUGGAUUACAACUUGAGCAUCGACGAGAAACACCAGACAAAGAACAAGCUAGACAUGAAAAAUUCUGAGUCGACAUUAUUGGUUCCACCUUUGAACUAUUCAAAAGAGGGAUUAUAUCAUCCUGUAUACAUCAUUCCUGACCACACAGAACAAUGUGUCUUUGCUACUGAGGUUUAACAGUAUCUGAAACUCCUCAACCACAGACGGCCUGACCCAAAUAUGUUUACAGAAAGAACUGAAGAAAAUAUAUAUUAUAUCUACUUUAUUAUUUAUUUAUUCAUGCUGCUCUACUACUUCAGGACUACUUCCUGAUACGGACAAUGAUUUUGCGAAGACAAAGCAAUACAAUGGACUCGAAGACUUGAGGAAUUGCAUAAUUUGCACUAUUUUCUUUUCUAUUUUUACGUCCUAAUAUAUAUAUAUACAAAUAUAUAUCAUCAUAUUUAAGAUGUACAUAAAGAAUGAGAACUCUCUCGAAGAGCUAAGGAGAAGCGAUGAUUGUGAAUCACUGAACAGCAGACCUUGAAAAGGAAGAAAAUUAGACAUCCAGAUGUUCAUCUUACUCCAUUGCAAGAAGGCUUGUUGACCAAAUCAAGAAGAAGAUGCAACUAAAGGAUCUGUAAAUCUGACCGUGGAGUAUUUUUUUUUUUUUGGAGUUCGAAAUGCUAUUUAUGAACAAUUACGGAUCUGUGAUCAAAAGCAAUCAAAGUUAUUGAAACGAGCCAUUUUGGCUGCAAACAAUGUGAACGGUCUUGGGAACCUGCUGUUUAAAAUGGCUGUGUUUUACAUUUUUGCACAGUUUUUAGUGCCUACUAUGGAUUUGACUAUCACUGUAACCAAACUCAAUUUUUUAUCAAGUGCCUCAUUUUUCAAUCGGCUUUAGUUUAAAGAAAAGGUACUCCUCAGCAACACUGAACAAGAUGGUUUUUAUUUAGAAAGUAUACGUGUAGUAUGCCUGUUUAAAAAUCUUACAAGGGGUAUGUUUUUUCAAAAGAAGUGUUUGUGCUUGUCUUGGGUACAAAUUGUUUAAACAGCAGUACAUGAUGGAUAUUGUUGUGUACAACUUUCAUCCGGUCCACAUUAGCUGUUGCUAAGCUAUUUCCGACAUUCCCAAGGCUCGAACGGGCCAGUUAGUUCAAGCUGAAGCCUUAUCUUUGUCAAGAUUUCCUGGUUUUGUGAACCUCUGCAUUGGGGUCCUUUAAAAAAAAAGAUUUAGGUUCUCAGCAGAGCAAAUUUUUGUUGUUGUUUUGUAUGUGGCAUUUGUUUCUCAAUUAUUUUUUUUACAAUCAUUUAAACCAAAAUAGAUGAUACUUUUAUAUUUUAUACCGCCAUUCUUAAUUUAAAAAUUGCAAUAUUGUACAAAACCUACUAUUUAAUUUGAUUGUACAUAAUUUGUAUUUAUAAGAGAGAAAUGUGUAUAUGUUUAUGUAUGUGCUUACCGUCACAAAGAAAAUAUAUAUUUUUCUUAAAAUAAAUCCUGAAAUAAUUUA
Messenger RNA from Misgurnus anguillicaudatus (oriental weatherfish), 3566 nucleotides. The record is from RefSeq and is a predicted model, not a curated record. Lineage: Eukaryota; Metazoa; Chordata; Actinopteri; Cypriniformes; Cobitidae.